AAACAAACGUUUUCUUUUAAAUUACUCGAAAGUAUCAGCUUCGCAGUCUCGAGCAUGGCACUGUUUAGAGCUGCGCUAUUGGCGUCACUGGCUAUGCUGUGGAGUCAACGGAGUGGAGCCGGCGCCUCGUCACGCCAGCGCGAUAGCAUUAAUAUCAAGGACAAGAUCAUUGAGCUGCAGUGCCUGGAACGUUGCGAGAAUCACACAGAGCCUCUGGUAUGUGCCGAACACUGCAAAUUGGAGCUGUUGCGUGCACCGAGGCGCGGCAAGUGUCCGAACAUUCAGUUGGGUCUCAGGCAUCACACGUCGGCCCUGACACGACUCUCGUGUCUGGAUAAUUGCGUCUAUGACCAUGAUUGUGAUGAGGUGCAGAAAUGCUGUGCGUCCACGUGCGGACCGGUGUGCAUUGCCCCCCUGGGCGUGGACAACGAUACUCAGCUGCCGCCUAUACCCAAGAUCCUGGGCUACAAAUUACCGGGCAGCUACAAGGUGGAACUGACCAUUGAGUCCUCCUUGCUUCCCUACUACUUUCAUGUGGAGGUGCGCUCGCACAUCGGACGUUUGUUUGCGGCACGCAAGCUGGGCAUGUGGCAGUGGCAGCCGGUGGAGAAGCUGCUGGAAAGGAUGGACAAUGAGCACCACAGGAAAUUUACGGAAAUAUUCUUCAACAUUCGACCGGGUCGUUGGUAUCAGGUGCGUGUGGCCGCUGUUAACGCUUACGGAUUCCGCGGCUACUCUCAACCGUCACGUGCCUUCACUUUGGCGAGCAAUCCCAAGCGUCCCAAGGCACCGAAUGAUUUGAAGAUAAUUAAUAAGCAGUACGAUGGCCGCUAUAUGAGUGUGAAGCUCAUUUGGUGUCCGUCCAAAUCCAAUUUGCCAGUGGAAAAGUACAAAAUCAUUUGGUCACUCUAUGUGAGCGCCAGGGAGGCCUCACUUAUAACACAGGAGGCUUAUGUCAAGGAUGCACAUCAAUUUGAAAUCAGAAAACUACUACCCGACUCCUCCUACUACAUACAAGUGCAGGCCAUGAGUAUUAAUGGAUCGCGUCGUUUGAAAUCUGACAAGAAAUCGCUGCUCUUCAACACCACUCUACAGUCCCUAGAGCCCUACACUCCACUGAACUGUGCGACUCACAACUUUAGACGCAAAUAUCAUCAUCAUCAGCACCAUAGUCCGCCCAGUAGUACGGAAGGGAGCGCUACGACGACCACUGUUAACAUUAAUGAGAGCGCUCGUGCCACCAACCACUCAGCGACGUCCUAUGAAGUGCGCUUCCGCCUGAACCGGAAAUUCGGCAUGAUUGUGCAAAUUUUGGGCCUGCAGCCACACAAGGAGAAGGUCUACGAACUGUGCCCAAAAGAAACAAAUUGCGAACAUCGAGAGUUCAGCGCGAUCCGUGUUAAAAAAGAUUCGUUGGAGUUUAGCAAAUUAAAAUACAACACAACUUACGUUCUUAAAGCCGUGCGGCCCAAUUCCGUGCUUGAUGACACUAAAAAGAACACCUUUACGUUUACAACGCCCAAGUGUGAGAAUUUCCGCAGGCGCUUUCCCAAAAUUCAAAUCAACUGUGAGUGAACAGCGUCGGGCGGCGUUAACAGCUAUAAUAAUGAUGAUGACGCUGAUGAUAGUAAAAGUCCACAUUGGUAAUCAUUAAUCAUGAUGAUGAUUCCAAAAUGUUGGUGUUGACGUGCAUGACGUUUUAUAAUGAUGAAGUCAACUGCAGUUGACAAACACACAAACACAGUGCACCCACACAAAGCCCGAGAUUAUUUUAGUUUGUAAAUAUGUAUGACUUAAUAUUUUUACCUAUUGUUAGGCUUAAGUGAAACUACAAUGAACUUUCGAACCACA
Scaptodrosophila lebanonensis is the source of this 1851-nucleotide messenger RNA. It is a transcript of the gene Kal1, whose product is annotated as anosmin-1. The transcript is spliced from 7 exons. Gene Ontology annotation, molecular function: peptidase inhibitor activity; protein binding. Lineage: Eukaryota; Metazoa; Arthropoda; Insecta; Diptera; Drosophilidae. The record is from RefSeq and is a predicted model, not a curated record. Gene Ontology annotation, cellular component: extracellular region; cell surface. The coding region runs from base 55 to 1575 and encodes 506 amino acids. Gene Ontology annotation, biological process: neuron differentiation.